Molecule: messenger RNA, 1374 nt
Organism: Closterium sp. NIES-67
Lineage: Eukaryota; Viridiplantae; Streptophyta; Zygnematophyceae; Desmidiales; Closteriaceae
Source: the annotation of a GenBank genome assembly
AACUCGCCGUACCAUUGGCGGAAUACGCGCGCCCCUGCGCAUCGAUGUGUACUAGUCCCACCUCGAAGCGCCAGAUUUGCAUAUCGCAACCAACAAACGCCGAGGGGUACAUUACCCACCUACAAAGCAAUUCACAACCGUGCUGGGUGUCUGGCAGUCUGUGCUGUCCGUGUGUCGGUCUGUCUCCGGACUCCAGGAACCGCCACUGCUGCCGUUCUCUAAACUACUGCUAAUACUACCAGCUGCGAAGGACUCGUCACCUCUCUCGCGCGCCGCCAUGACGUCUAUGGGGCGCACGCUCUGCCUCCUACUAACGCUGGCACUGUCCGCCGCGCUGCUGCCAUCGCUCGCAGCGACGCGCGAGCUAGACGCACGAGUCGACAGCGGCGGCGACGGCAUUUUGGACGGUGGCGGCGGCAUGGACGGCUGGCUGCAGCGGAGCGUGCAGCGCGGCGCCACGUACUUUCCCAUCCACCGCGCCGCGCCGCUGCGGCCCGACCACUCCGACCGCCGCCCUGGCGCCGGCGGUCAGCCUCAGCGUGACACUGGCAGUGACGACGCUCGCGCUGGCGGAAGCGGAGAACCUCUUGAAGGAGAACCCGCGCGCCCGCGGAGUCGAUUGCUUGGCAGUAGUAUUGGAAAGGGGAUGACGCAAGAUACGAAGGCCCGAGGGGAGAGCUCCAACAUGGCCAGUAUGCCAGUGUUCGAGAACAACGUGCCUAUGGAGGGCGUGGGUAGCGUCGGCGCCACUACGCUCAACUACCAUUUCUAUCUGGACGGCGUGCUGCAUCCCGUUGCCAGUGUGCGCCCUCCCACGUUCCCCUACUACCUCAAUCUGACUCUUGGGUCAGAAAAGCAGGUGUUCCAGAUGGCCAUCGACCUGCUCAGCGAUGUCAUCUGGAUGCCCUGCGAAUGCAUUCAGUGCGCCACAAACCGACCCGGGACCCCUCCCGGCGUGGCGUACCUGGCAUCGAGCACCAUGGAGUACAUCUCCUGCUACGACAAGAUGUGCCAGGGCAGCGGCGGGUACUACUACGGGUGCAACGUGGAGGGAACCCCGGCCGUCUACGUCAACACAACGGCUGUGAACAUCAACAGCAACAGCGCCAGCAACACCACCAAGGUCGCGGUCUCCCUCCCGCCUGAUGACGCGCUCUGUGUGUUCGACACCCGGGCGGCAAAUCCUGACUUCGGUGCCGACUUAGCAUAUGCCUACGACUACUAUGCUCCGGACGUGACCGAUGCAGGCACAGGGGUGUCGUCGGAGGGCCAUGUGGUGAUGGAUACGCUCUAUACCAUGCUGCCUGAUGGAACUGAGACCAACCAGACCAUCACGUUCGGGUGAGACACCCCCAUGUGCUUGUGAAAGAAAGG